This is a messenger RNA of Hemiscyllium ocellatum (epaulette shark), 7929 nucleotides long. RefSeq names its product CDK2 associated cullin domain 1 (gene cacul1). The coding region runs from base 216 to 1301 and encodes 361 amino acids. NCBI's taxonomy places the organism in Eukaryota, Metazoa, Chordata, Chondrichthyes, Orectolobiformes, Hemiscylliidae. Gene Ontology annotation, biological process: ubiquitin-dependent protein catabolic process. The transcript is spliced from 9 exons. Gene Ontology annotation, molecular function: ubiquitin protein ligase binding. The record is from RefSeq and is a predicted model, not a curated record.
UCCCGUCGCUAGGGGGUGGGGGAAGGGAGGAGGAGUUGGGUCGAACAAGGAAUUCAGUCCAUUUGAGGGAGUGGGCAAGGCGCUGGUAUUCAUGUAGGAGGAAAUACAUUGAAAUAUAAAAGUUCAGCUGCAGAUCUGGCUUAAACAUCCCUUUCCCACCCCCCGCCCCCUCUCCCUUCCCCCACCCCUCCCUGCCUCCUGUCCCCACCGUAACGAUGGAGGAGAACAUGGAGGAGGACCCCAGCUACCAGCCCCUGAUGAUGGACGAUCACAACCACAACAACUGGGAGGCCAACGCGGACGCUUAUCACCAUCAGCAACAACAACAACAACAUUGCCAUCAACAGCACAGCCACCAUCACCCCAGCCAGCCCGCUCUGUCCGAGCCGGGGGGCACGCCGCGAGCACAGCACGAUCCCAAAGUGCUCCUUCCGCAUCCCAUGCCUCUUAAUGGGGAAGAGCGAGGGCCGGCAUCGCACAGGGAGCCUGACGCCGAGCCCGUGGCCGGCAAAGUAACCUUGAAUAUCAACAGCUCGGCCUCCAAGUUCUUGAUGAACGUUAUAACAACAGAAGACUACCAGCGUACUUACUGGCCAAAAUUGGACAGUGCCAUUGAUCAGCUUUUGACACAGUCUCCUGGAGACUGCAUACCUAUAUCUUACGAGCAAAUCUACAGCUGUGUUUACAAGUGUGUGUGCCAGCAGCAUUCAGAGCAGAUGUACUGUGACCUCAUCACAAAGAUAACCAUUCACUUAAGACGAGUCUCAGAGGAGCUGCAGGUCAGCUGUCCAGACGCAUACAUUGAGAGGUUUAAUGCAGCACUCAGCCAGUACAUGGGAGCUCUACAGAGCAUUGUGCCUCUAUUCAUUUACAUGAACAAAUUUUACAUUGAAACCAAACUUAACAGAGAUUUGAAAGAUGACCUCAUAAAGUUGUUUACAGAACAGGUUGCAGAAAAGCAUGUUCCUACCUUAAUGCCUUUACUAAUAGAAGCUCAGUCAACUCCAUUUAAGGUCACCCCUUCAACCAUGGCAAAUAUAGUUAAAGGCUUAUAUACACUUAGACCUGAUUGGGCACAGCUGGCACCUAGUCUCUUUUCUAAAUUUAUCCCAAAUAUCCUUCCCCCUGCUUUGGAAUCCAAGCUCUCAGAAUAUGCUGCUCAAGACCAAAAACUCCAGCGAGAACUGAUACAGAAUGGCUUUGCCAGAGGGGAUCAGUCACGGAAAAGAGCUGGAGAGGAGCUAAUGUUUAAUGGGUCAGCAUCAACAUCAUCAUGUGCAAAUACAAGGGGAUUCAGAUAGUGAAAAACUGAAGACUUGUUUUUUCUUGCCUUGGAAGAAGGACAAAACUGAAAGGCUCUUAAACUGUGCAGGGAGUCAUGCAAUGGAGGGGCAUUUGCUGAAGUUCAAGCCUGUUUUACUCUUGCCCUCCCUUCUUAAGAGAAGGACUUGUCAUCUUUUAAGUUUUGUUUCUGAUGAUCAUGCUGCUAACAGACUUGGGAAUAUUCUUUCCAAAGGCUCAUUCUAUGGUGUUGUGCCUGGACUGGUUGUAUAGUGUAAAAGUUCAUAUUGAGUGAACUUCAGCAUCCUAGUAAUGGUUUUUGAAUGGAAUUUAAUCCUUUUUUGCAAGAAGCACAGUUUCCAGCAAUCUUCUAGCAUGCUUGCCAUUUUCAUGACUUCUAAUCAUCCAAACACCCUGAUUAAAGGUGCUCCCUGUUCUGCCAUGAUGGCCAGGGAAUUGUUUUUGUCUUUAAUUCCUGAGUGUUUGUUCAAUUCCUGAGAUUUUGUAACUCUGUCUUUAAUGUCCACGUCAGCCCCCGUUCUCACCAAAUUGUGUGUUUUAAAACUGUUAGAAUACUCUUCUGACAGGAUCUUUACUAAAUCUACUACAUUUGCAACUAAGUGGUUUCACAGUAGUGAGAAGUCAUGCAUAUUCAAAUGUGGAUGUAUGGGGUCACAGGGAUUUUUUAUUUUUAAAAAAAAUCUUGAGAAUUCAUUUUUGUUGGGAAAGGAUUAACCAAAACGGUGUGCACAGCAGUAAUCAUAAUUAGUCUUAAAACCCAACCUACAUAUGUGAAGCCUCAAUUGCAUCAUUUUCAUUGAAUGUAUUUUUUAUUGAACACAGUAUCAGUCAAUAUUUAUGUAACACUCUACUAAAUAAUGACUAAACCACCGUACCAAUUCUGAAGCAUUUUAUCAAUUUUAGUAUUGUGAUAUAUUUUGCUAUUGUAGAUAUUUGACUGCGUGAAGACUGUGCCAUUUUUUACCUUUAUUCCCCUUGCCUAUCAUUUUGAAUCGGAUAAUUGAGCAGGAGUCAGUAUGUGAAGUAUUUUUUCCUCAUACAGUUGGUCUGCUGUAUUAAACCUGAGCAGUUAAUGUGUCAUUGCAUUUACUAUUGUUUUCAAUAUUACCUGCUGCCUCAUUGCAAAGGACAUGAAUUUUCAGGAAAGGACAAAAGCACAAGAGGGAAGAUGUCCUAACAAUUUAGCAUUUAGUAAUAUCCUGCUUUUACUCUUAUUUCAUGGGUAACUUUCUAAGUUGGUUUAGUAUGACUAAAAACCUCAGCAAAAAUGUGAGAACAAAUAAUUGUAAUUUUGGGUUAAAAUUGAGCAACUCUUGCCUGUUCGGCUAUAGCAGUUAUUUCAAUUGUGCAAUAAAACCCAAAAUUGGUUUUGAUUAUUAGAUAACACUUUUUUUUUGCUCAUUUGUGUAAAUAUUUUAGUAGUAGCUUACCUUUGUAGCCUUUAAUUGCAACCUGUGUGUAUAACAUAAAUAAUGCAGUAGAUUUUUACCUGUGAGUGACAUGUUAAUGGUAAGGCAUAACCAUGAAAAUCAGAGAUAAUCCAUGGUCCCCGCAGAAUGUAGACAUCUAUUUAAACUAAUAUCCAAGUGUUGCAAAGUGUAAUUUCUCAUUCUACAAAGCAAUGGAGUAUGACUCCUCAGCAGGCAGUCUAAAAUGCUUUUAAAAAGUCACUUCCAUAAGUUAGAAAACAUGUCUAACAUUCUAGGUGAAUUGACUGUUAAUUUGAAACAUAAUGAUCUGUUUCCCAGAUCCCAACACUCUUUGUGACCACAAUAAAAAAUUGGGGUUCAUUGACAAAAAUUAGAACAGGACUCUAUGCAUUUGGUUGAUCUGAUCUUGUGGCCCUAACAAACCAGUGAAUGUUAUUCCAGUUCCAAAUUCUUCUUAAUAAUGCUUCCAGCUAUUUUUGCUUAUUUUUGAGAGUUAUUUACAGAUACAUAUUUUAAUUCCAAUCCUUUCCCCAUCCUUUACAAUUUGUAAGGAUUUCCCAUGCUUUACUAUGAUGCAGGAAAUUGAUUAGACUGUUCCCUUUAGUCUAAUACACUAUGUGCCAACAGAGCUGAGAUCCUGAAUGGCACACAUUAUUGUUUUCAGGGGGUUUUUGAGCAAACUGGUAAUUUUGGUGGAACAGUAUUGCACUUCUGAUUGGUCCUUCAAGGCCAGUUUGAAUUUAUUAUAGAAUUUAUAGCACCAAAGAUGGCCAUUCAGCCUGAGUGGUUGGCCAUUGUUCAUGCUCCACAUGACUAUCUUGCUACCCCACUUCAUCAAAAUAGCUUCUAAUCCCUUUCUGUCUCAUGUACUUAACUAACUUCCUCUUGGAUACAUCUGGUCUACUCCCUUUAAUUAUUCCCAUAUGGAACAUGUGUCAUGUUCUCACUUCUGUCUCAGUAAAGAUGUUUUGCUGCCUCUUAUUGAUUGGAUUUAUUAGUGCCUAUCAUCUACUUUUGCCCAUACGUUUUGGACUCAUCCAGCUGGGGUAGUGAGGGACAUGAGUUUUCAAUCCUGUGAUGGAACUGGCUUAUAUGUCAAAAAACAUAGUUUAAAAAGGCAUUAGGGACUUAAUUGCAGUUAGUUUAUAUUUUUCCUCAGCACAGUGAUGGAGAGUCUAAACAAUCUAAGUAUCCAUUCAGCAGCAUCUAACUUCAUGUCAUGCACACCAUCAAUUUAAAACAUUUAAUUACAUUUUCUCCCAGUGAUUAUGGCCAUCUGUGCUAAUACUGCUGUGUAAACUGAAUUUUUUUUUCCUUAAAUGCUUUCCUUUUACUAUUUUGGGUAAACUUUUUAAAGGAAAUUCUUUACAUGUGCAAGUAUACAUUCCAGAUAUAAAUUGUAGUGCUUCUUGUAAAAUUAGGAAAUAAUGAGGACACCAAUUGACUUUCUGUCUUAUCGAGAUGAUAUUCAAAUGAAAAUAAUUAAUCUUAAUUUUAUAAUGCUGAUGCCAGUUUCUAAUAUUUAUGACAUUUGGUUAAGGGAAGGGGUAUGAUUUCCACAGUUAUGUUCUUUGUACUAAAAUUAUAAAUGGGUAUUUAAAGAGUGCAUCUGUGAUUUGACCACUCUAAGUGAAAAUCGACAGACUAAUUUCAAUCAUGAAAUCUUCUGCUUGUUUCAGAUAUAAUAGAAAAGCUGUUAAGAUUCAUAAUUUGUGCAAAGCAAAGUUAUUUUUUCAGACUGUAUAAUUAAGAGUUGAGAUAAUUUGACUUACUCGCACAGUUUCCAUGCAUUAAAAUAUGUUAAGGACAGCAAAUAGACGGAGUGAUUCAUAGCCGAACAAAGCUUUCAGGUUGGUUUGCAUAUCUAUCAAAGUAAGGUCUAAAUCAAAAAGCAUUAGUUUCUUAUAACCUAUGCAGCCUCAGCUUGCAUUUCACCAUAGCCCCCUCAGGGAAGACUCAAGGCUGCAGACAAAAUCUAUUUAAUAUGCUAAAGGCUUCUCUGUAUUUAAUUGCUGGAACAGUUUUGUCAUCCUUUCAUCCCUGAAGGCAUUUUUCAUUUAUCAGGCAGAUGCCCAGAAAGUGGCAUGAAAAGGUUGUAACCUCUUAGGAGACAAAGACACGAUGGCAGGUUUUGCUGAAAAGUGUCGCUUUAAAAAAAAAGUUCUAAAUGCUAUUAUUAUCUUAAAAGCAUAAUAAUAAAAGUUUUUAUCUUAAAUAUGUCAACAAAAGACCUUUUGCUUAUGAUGAAAUUUCAUGACUGAAAGUUCAAUAAAUUCGUAUAGUUGUCAAUUGGAGCUCUGGUGAUCCAGCAUGUGGAGCAAAGAAGAGAGCUUCAAAUCUUUCAACUAACCAUAAUAGAAGGCAUUAAACAAAGUUUGAAGAUGGCAGGAGAUGAUUGAUAAUAGGCUUCCUUUGUACAUCCCCCAGUGAUCGCUGCGAGUGACACUGAUAGUUUCUUAUUGCCAAGUUGCCUACCCUAUUUACAAAAGGCACAAUCUUGUAUUGAAAUUGAAAGUGGGAAAUUUGUGAGAGGAAGGGGUUACAAAUGAAGAUUGUGCACAAAAAAUGAGAUAUAUGGAUAGAAAUAUAUAUAUUCUGACCUUGUCUGCAGCUUGAAUUAACAAUGCACUUUUAAUGUUUAAAGUUCCAAAUUUAUAUUCUAAAUUUUCUUUUCAAAAGUGAAUGUGUUCCCUUUUCAAUGUGCGUUAUUCUGUUGCAGGUACAUGUAUAGUGCAAGGAAACCCACAGUGAUUUAGGUGGAACAAUCUAUUGACUCUGAUUUUGAACAAUUUAAAUUUCAAGAUUCCCAAUGUUAAAAUUGUAAAACUGUUUAUAUAUUCAUAAACACAGGUAGGCAAAUUAAAGCUAGCGCAUCAUAUGUGUCCUGUUGUAUGUUACAACUGGCAUGGCAAGUCUCAAUGCUUCCCACAGACUGUGUAUUUGUCCAGGAAAGGCAUUUAGUUUUAAAAUCCUAAUCCAAUUCAGAAAGAAGAUAAUUCUGGGAAAUACCUUUCUGAUCCUAAAGACAAUGAAAACAAGUUCCAUGGGGUAACAAUGUUUGCAAAGUAAUUCGACACAUACUAAACAAGCCAAGAACGUACCCUACAUAAUUGUGGUCCUCUUCAAAAAAAAAACACACCCUAAAAUCUAAACUAUGCAGACUAGUUCACAUUUGGGGUGUGUAGUUCCUUUUUAAAUAAGGCAGUUUUCUGAACUUCUACAACGGACACUUCAAUCUGAAAAGGUGAAAUGCAGUAUUUUCAAUAUAAUAUGCAUAUCUGUAAACCCUGUUAGAAAACUUGACUGAUCUUCACCUGAACUGCUUUAUAGGUGUUGAAUUUUAAAGUGAUUUUAUUUUCAGCUUUCUAGAGAAAGAUGACUGUGUAAUUCACCUGAUAUUCUACAUUCCCUGUCAGAAUCUACAGUGUCUGUAGAUAGUUGGGCUAUAUUGUUUAAUAUGGAAGAUCCAGAAUGGAACUCGUGGUUCUCCAUGUAUAACUUACCCCAGGUGAAAAGCCUUAACCCUUUGGUAUUUGAUUGAUAUAUAGCACCAUUGGUUCCUGGAAUAUCUGAUCAUAUUUUUAUUCUGGACUUCUGCACCUAGACAAAAUAGGUUGCCCUCCUGAAACCGUGUUAAUGUCUUGAUUGUUGCAAGCCAGAAAGCAGUCUCCAGCUCUCAACUACGUUUUCACUUGGGAGAAAAGAACUCUUGAAGUGCCUCUACAGAGAACUAGGAUUGGGCUCAUUCCUUUUCCCAAUUGGUACUGAACCUUGAGAUCGUUGCAAAGAUAUAUAAGUUUUAGCUCUCCAAACAAGGCUUCUCUAAGGGCUUACUGUAUAAGUAUGUAUCAGUUGGUACAGAGCUAAAUGUACCAGGUUCAAUUUCUGACCUUGUGUUCAAUUUACUGUUCAAAGUUUGGGAAUGGUUGGAGACCUAAAAUACUAAGACCUGAAGAAACAUUAGUAGGGAUUUCACUUCUUUUUGUUUCGUAGCUUCAUUGUUAAAAAUGGACAUUGGAUGAAGGCACAGUGGGACUUGAUGUUGCGCAUUUCAGAUCUAAAUACCCAGCUGAUAUUCUAGAUAUAGACUCUCAUAUGAAGAGUGGUCAUCUGAUGAGCAUCUGAGGGCCACUAAUAACUAAAACCCUUUACCCAAGUGAGGAAUCAACUUCAGGAUGGGAGACAGGAGGAGAAUGGGGUGGCAAAGGUCUCUGUGGAAGGAGGGAAACACUAUUCCUUUGAAAAGGUCUAGGUAAAGAAAAUUAAGCCUGAAGUUAUUUUAAUGAGUUUCUUGCAGUAUGGAAAUGAUGAGGCUAAUUGAAAUUUCAUCACAGGCAGAAGUUACAUUUUGCUUACCUUUUUUGUAAUAAAUGUUUAUGGACAGAAUACACUGAAAUUGCUUGCUUAUGUUCUUUUUGAAAAUAUAUUUUAUUGUGUAGAUUAUAUGAUUGUAUUUUAAUUUUGAAUGCAAACUUUCUAAACUGGAUAUGUUCUUCAAUAAGGCACUUUAAGUAAAUUGGUACCAUUUUUGUGUUUCAGUUUAUAGAGCCCAUAAACACUUCUUCCUUCCACAGAUUUCCAAGGUUAUUAGACUGUAAGAGAUCAUUAGAGCUCCUAGGAGAUUGCAGCAUCGAGACCAAGGGAAUAUCAUUUUUUUUCUCACGUUGCAUAUUGCAAUGAGAUGAUAUUCAUGAUGGAUACAUAAUUAGACUAUCAUUUAAAACUAAAACUUAGACCUCUGCAGCAGAUCUUGGUUUCCGAAAGUGCUCAAGCCUGUAGAACAACAUCCAAACAGUUCCUAUCCAAACCCUGUUUGAGUACUGUAGUAGGAUUACUUAGUGUAUCUUCAAAUAAUGAUGCUGCUGUGUUAAUGUGGUCCUGUUAAUGUAUUUUCAAAUAUGCUUGGAGAAAAUAAUUGCAGGUUUUAAAAAAAAGUUUAGUUGGUUUCAAAAUGCAACCUGUAGAAAACAACAAAAGAUGGUUCACUUUGAAUAAAAAAAAUUGAAAUUAAGGUGAUAUGUUGCAUAAGAGAAAAUAAUUAAUGUUUGCACUAAAAUAAAGUCAUACUAUAUGGUAAAGUCACUUAUUUUAUUAAAGGAAGAUUGAUUAUUAAUUUGGUAUUGGGUGUCUGAAAUGUGAUCUGCAGUACCUUGGGUGUGUACCGCUCUUUCAAUAAAAAUAUCCAGUUUGCUGCAAA